AAAUUAUAAAAUAUUUUUUACAGAUUUAAAUCGACUUUACGAUGAUAUCGCGCAGCAUCCAUCUAGUCAUCGCGGCAAAUUUACGAGGGCAAACACGGGAGGACAACGUGGUUAAUGUACAACACGUCAUAAUCGAUUAUUCGGACCGUUAUCGUCGUAACAUGAUCGGCGAUAAAUUCAUAUUUCCGAUCGGCCGUGUCACGAUCGCGACGGCGGUCAACAAAUCGUAAAGCGAAAGACCUCGGGUCGGGUGCGUGCCAAACGCGUUCGACAAUGUCUGCCAAUUAUCGGACGAUUGUCGCCGCCAACUGUCGAUGAAUGUAAAUAAUGGAUUUAAACGAUAGAAGAAAGCGUACGCGCGGAUAUUGACGAACAUCGAUAUUGAUCGGAGCACUGUGUCGCCUGUUUCCUCGAAGUAACGCAGAUAUGCAUUUCGUGGCACAUGUAUGUAUAUACAUAUAUGCAAACGCCUCGAUUUGCGCCACGUGUCUUCACGUGCAGAAGUCGCGUGCGGACCGGAAGCCGGAUACUUUGGCCCUACUCACGGCCCGUAAUACGGAACGAUGUUUUUUCUCAAGCAGAAUUCAGAUUGUUUGGAUUUGCAUCAUCCCUUUACAUAGAAUUCCGGCCCGAAGAGUGCACAUUCAUGCGAUAUACCUAUGGGAACUGGGCACCCUCCUGUGCUUCUAUCCGGGAGGCAUCAAAAGGCACGCAAGGUAUAUAAAUACAGCAAUGAACAGCAAGGAUUCACACGGGAUUGGAAAAGAGCAGUUUCCGGCUUCUUUCUUCUCGCAUAUCCGCUUGGCCUGAACGACAAGAAGAUCGCUUCCUCCACUUCUCGGUCUCCUUGACCAAGUGCAACACAGAAUCCGGCCGGCGGUCGCACAAUCAAGGAGCCACGCUCACACGCACGCUCUUGCACACGAGUCGCCGCGAACGUUCCCACGAAAGUCACCCCUCCCGAUUUUCGUUCCCCCUUCGACGACGACGUGCUUACCCUCUCGCUCCCUCCCAUGCGCCAGGGUUUCGCUCUUCACCUCGACGAGCCGCACGGGGCCCCUCCGGUGCCCCACUCUCAUCCCGAGGGCGCACACCUCCGAUCAUCCCCACCAUCCCCAGGAUCGCGGGAUACACCACGCGGUCGUGUGUCGUCCCUGCGUCCUCCCGCACACGACAUACGUCCGCCGCCACGCGACCAGUGCACACGCACAUCCUGCAGCAACUGCAGCAGCCAAGAGUGCGUCCAGCGCGCGACUUCUUCCACGCACGCGACUGUGAGCGACGUCGCGGGUAGCCGCAGCACGUGAGCGCUGAUAAACUCUACUGCCGUCGCGAAACAAGUGCCAGGACCGAUUGCUCCUUUCGCGGUCACCGCUUCUCGCCUGACCCUCCUCAAGACCUCGCGAGACGUUCGUCGAUAGUGGAAACGUUACACACAAUAUUAGAAACUCACGAAGAAAUUAUCUCGAGAAUUCGACGACAAUGACCAUACGAUAAUUUUUUCCAGGAUUCACGAGUUUAGUGGAAAUUAAAUCUUCAAAGAAAUUAUCUCAUCAGCAGCGAAGACUUCGAUUUUUUUCAGGUUUUCCGGAGGAGAUUCUGGAAAUAUCCAUCUUUCAAACAUAGAAAGAUGUUGAAAGCUUUGUGAUUUUUUAACGAGUGAAGAGACAGUGUUUGACAUUUUAUUUGUGAAUUAAGACUGCAGAUUUAUUUAUACAUAAAUAGUGACUGUGUAUAAAUCAUUCUCGUCAUCCGCUAUGGCAUCUUACAUCAUUAUGGAAUUGAUAUCUCGCAGCAUUAGGCGGUAGCGCGAUUGGUUUGAACAUUUCUUCGGCUCACAAGAAAUUUACGCCGUCCGAUCGAUUCCCUCCGUCCUCCUCUUACAGCGCAACAUGUGGCGAGUAGUGGUCGCGCGUUCUGAUGACAACAGUACUCUGCUGUCCUCCGAGAUCACUUCCGGCGCAGUCGCGCCCGGUCACCUGUCAACGUUACCGGUGCCGCCGUCAGGUCAUCAUUGGGGUUACCCUCCACCGCCGCAUCAUCCGUAUCAGCCGCCGCAGCAUCCGGAUAUGCGUCACCAUCAUGAUAUGCGGCCACCCGGGCCUCACGAACUACGACACGCUGCCGCGGUUUCCGGCGAUCUCCGAAACCAGGAGUUGCGGCACGAGAUGCAACGGCCGGAUCUGCGACAUCCGGAGAUACAGAGGCAUCAGGAGUUAUCCAGGCACGACAUUGCCAGGCAUCAGGACGUCCGACAUCAGGACAUGUCAAGCAUGCGAUCGGAUAUGACAGAGAUGCGAUCUAAUCAUGAGUUUUUAGAACUAAAGAUCGAUACGGAAUUAAGGAAUCAAGAUAGUAGCCAGCAGCAGCAGCAACAACAACAACAGCAACCGCAACAAAAUCAAGGACACCAACAAAGGAAUCUGAAGAGAACCAUGAGCGAUUCCGAUUGCGAUGAUGUGUUUUCGGAAGAGAGCGGCAAGGAACCAUGCAACUCACCCGGAGGAGACUCCUGUCAGCACGCGUCGCGGAAACGCAGGAGGGGGAUGAUCGAGAAAAAGCGUCGCGACAGGAUCAACGCGUCCCUCGGCGAACUGAGGAGAUUGGUACCGGCAGCCGCCAGGGAUCCUCACAGCGGAAAGCUGGAGAAAGCGGAGAUCCUACAGCUCACUGUUGAGCAUUUGCGCACGCUUCGCAAUAAGGGACCGGAGGGAUAUGACAGCACGAAGCUAGCUAUGGACUAUCACGCGGUAGGCUGGGGAGAGUGCGCCGCCGAAGUGGGCCGGUACCUGGUGACCAUGGAGGGCCUGGACGAGAGAGAUCCGCUACGGCUACGGCUGCUGUCGCAUCUACAGAGCUUCCACCGGGAACAUCCGCCGUCGGCCGUGCCGUCGGCGGUGCCCGCGGCGUCUACGACAUUGACGUCUACCUCGACUGCCAGCAGCUACGAGCCGCCGCCAAGCACAGUCUCCGCCGGGAUGCCGCCCGGUCCGGGAACCAUGCCGCCGCUUUUGGGCGGUUGGGGCCAGUACCCGGGUCAAUAUCCUCAGCAGCAGCACGGGAAACCUUAUCGGCCCUGGGGUGCGGAACUGGCAUACUGACCUUGAAUCCCCGAUGCACAAUCGAUGGCCAUGAUUGCGGUCGUUUGGUACAAAAGCCGACAACAAGAACAUUUUAAUACGAGAUUGUUAAAUUCACUUUCCCUUUGUAGAAUUUGGUAUACAAGGAGAACGACAUAAUGCGUAAGUGCGUAACUGAAUUUUAUUUUACAAAUAUUUUCAUAAAUAUUGUACGAAACAAAUCAAUGUGAGUGGCAAAUUUCGUGUAUAUACGUAUUAUAUAUUUUUUGUACAAUAUUUUAAUACUUUAUUAUUGACAUAUCUCAGGAAUGUUCAACGACCAAAACUGUAUAUCGAUUUUCAAUGAGUGAGACAAUGAUAGUCAUGUGUGAAUACUUAACUAAAAAAGAUAUUUAUUAAUAGAAAAAAUUUGUAUAUAGAUUGUACAUACAUACGCUUAAAUGUAAAUAAUAAGACAUGUUUGUAAUUUUAUCUCGUAAUCGACUACCGGUUGCGUAUCGACUUAGCAUAAUUGCUUCAUUUGCACUUUUGAGUGAUAAGCGAUUGCGUGAACGUGUAAAGUCCAGCGUGAAUAAAAAAAAAGAAGCGAAGAAGAGAGAGAAACAGUUGCCAUACGCAUGCCGGAAUGUGCCAUUUACGCAUUUUAAUGUUUAUAUGUGAGAGAGGUUGAAGUAUUUUUGCAAUACGAUUUUGUAAUAAAGCGAUAACACACGAAGAUACAAAUAGAAUCUCAUCGCAUGUGAUUCCUUCCCUUUGUACUUUCCCCCAAGAGAGUCCAAUCGAUAUUGCAUUUCCGAGAUAUAUAGCCGUUAAUCGGCAUUCACGCGAAUCGUAUGCCAAACUAAAGCACAUCAGAUAAGAAUGUCCUAUAUUCUCGGAUAGCUGACACUGAAGUAGUUCCUAGGAACGUAAAUAAUAUAAAUGGA
Messenger RNA from Cataglyphis hispanica, 4006 nucleotides. It is a transcript of the gene Hey, whose product is annotated as hairy/enhancer-of-split related with YRPW motif protein-like. NCBI's taxonomy places the organism in Eukaryota, Metazoa, Arthropoda, Insecta, Hymenoptera, Formicidae. Gene Ontology annotation, cellular component: nucleus. The record is from RefSeq and is a predicted model, not a curated record. Bases 1893 to 3101 code for a protein of 402 amino acids. Gene Ontology annotation, molecular function: RNA polymerase II cis-regulatory region sequence-specific DNA binding; protein dimerization activity; DNA-binding transcription factor activity, RNA polymerase II-specific. The transcript has 6 exons. Gene Ontology annotation, biological process: regulation of neurogenesis; anterior/posterior pattern specification; regulation of transcription by RNA polymerase II.